AUGGCGUCGCCGGUCCGCGCCCUUCUCCCCGUCCUCCUCCUCGCGCUCCUCGGCGCCGCGCGCGUCCGCGCCGACGCCGACGCCGCCGCCGAGCCGUCGUCGUCGUCGUCGUCGUCGAUCGAGGCCGAGUCCCUGACCGCGGCCGAGCUCGACGCCGCGAUGUUCUCGGACGACGCGACGACGCUCCUCGUCGAGCUGUACGCGCCGUGGUGCGGCCACUGCAAGCGGUUCGCGCCGACGUACGACGCGAUCGCGGCCGCGCUCGCGUCAUCAGACGCGAGCGCGAACAAAAUCCGCGUGAUCAAGGUGGACGCGACGCGCGACGACGACGCGAGGGACCUAGCGGCGAAGGUGAUGGGCGUCAAGGGGUUCCCGACGUUCCGCCUCGUUCACGAUCGCGCGCUGUACGAGUACAACGCGAAGCAGAGGAACGCGGAGCUGUUGAUCGAGUUCGCGCGCGGCGGGUUCAAAGCGCGGGGGACGCCGAAGCGAUCACUGACGAGAGACCCCGUCACCGGGAAGACCGCGCUCGUGCCCAAGCCGUUCCUUGAGCGCAAUCUCGACUUUGUCCGAGAAGAGGUCGCGAAGGUGACGCGAGACGUGACCACCGUCGCCGGAAAGUUCCCGGCCGCGAUGGUCGUCAUCGUGUCGUUGACCGCGGCGACGACCGCGAUGGCGUUCGUGCUGACCGAGAUGAUCGCGGAGAGAGUCGGUCUGUCCGCGCGGGGGGCGGGGCCGACGGAGACCGAGAGCGACCGCGACGCGAGGCGGGCGUGGGAGAUUGAAAAAUUGGAGCGCGCGGCGCGAGGGACCAAGGCGACGGGCGCGGCGAACGAACGGAGACGGAGCGUGGACCGCGAGGGGGGGAGUGGUCGGUCGCCUCCGGUGUCGCCGCGGAGCGUCAAGAAGGACGCGUGACGUGAGCGCGCGCGCGUUUCGCGUCUCUUCGAACCACGUCUAUAGAUCACCUUUUUCUGGUUUUGACGGACUACGUACAAAC
Messenger RNA from Micromonas pusilla CCMP1545, 1000 nucleotides. RefSeq lists its product as uncharacterized. Gene Ontology annotation, molecular function: protein disulfide isomerase activity. The transcript has a single exon. Gene Ontology annotation, cellular component: endoplasmic reticulum. The coding region runs from base 1 to 918 and encodes 305 amino acids. Gene Ontology annotation, biological process: protein folding. The record is from RefSeq and is a predicted model, not a curated record. NCBI's taxonomy places the organism in Eukaryota, Viridiplantae, Chlorophyta, Mamiellophyceae, Mamiellales, Mamiellaceae.